GUCAUCCCACUUACGUUCAAUUCAACGGUUUAUUCCUGUUUUGAGGCGGCCAGAGAAAAACGGUGCUCAUUGUUGUGAAGCUUAAACCCUAGCCUCCUCCAUAGAAAUCUCCAAUCUUCAAUCCUAUCUAAACAAUUAGUCUUUCACACCCAUCGAUUAAUGGCUUCUCUCAAACUCUUCCCUAACGUUUCCGUAGCAGUUUCAUCGUCCAACAGCCUCCCCCGUCGGUUCGAGAAGGGGAGGGUGAGUGCUUGCCUCAACGUCGAUUUGCAAGCUGUGGAUUCGUUAAAAGUGGAGAAAUUGAAUGCAAGCAAUGAGGUGAUGGAGGCAGAGAAGAGGGUUCUGGUGGGGACGUACGCGAGAGCUCCAGUGGUGCUUUCCAGUGGUCAGGGGUGUAAGUUGUAUGAUCCGGAGGGGCGAGAAUAUCUGGAUUGUUCUUCUGGGAUUGCUGUCAAUGCGCUUGGACACGGGGAUCCUGACUGGGUCAGGGCGGUGACUGAGCAAGCCAACGUGCUAACCCACGUUAGCAAUAUCUACUAUUCGGUUCCUCAGGUGGAGCUUGCAAAACGUCUUGUGGCUUGUUCUUUUGCUGAUCGUGUAUUUUUCUCAAACUCUGGAACAGAAGCAAAUGAAGCUGCAAUUAAAUUUGCGAGAAAGUUUCAAAGGUUUUUACAUCCUGAUGACAAGCAGCCUGCAACAGAGUUUGUUUCUUUUACUAAUUGCUUUCAUGGUAGAACCAUAGGGGCCCUUGCUUUGACAAGUAAAGUGCAUUAUCGUUCACCAUUUGAGCCUGUCAUGCCUGGAGUUACUUUCCUGGAGUAUGGCAACAUACAAGCUGCAAAGGAGCUGAUCCAAUCUGGCAAAAUUGCCGCUGUCUUUGUAGAGCCUCUCCAGGGAGAAGGUGGAAUAUAUAGUGCAACAAAAGAGUUUUUGCAAUCCUUGCGUACUGCUUGUGAUGAUGCUGGAUCCCUCCUGGUUUUUGAUGAGGUUCAAUGUGGUUUGGGCCGGACUGGUUAUCUCUGGGCACAUGAAGCAUAUGGUGUAUUCCCUGAUAUGAUGACUCUUGCCAAGCCCCUUGCAGGAGGUCUUCCCAUAGGAGCUGUUUUAGUGACAGAAAGAGUUGCAUCUGCCAUAAACUUCGGAGAUCAUGGAAGCACUUUUGCUGGCGGUCCUCUUGUCUGUAAUGCAGCCAUCACUGUCUUUGAUAAAAUUGCAAAUCCUAGUUUCUUGGCCAGUGUCUCAAAGAAAGGUAAGUAUUUCAAAGAACUAUUAGUUCAAAAACUUGGAGGAAACGCACAUGUGAAAGAGAUACGAGGUUUGGGUCUCAUAAUUGGGAUAGAUCUGGAUGUUUCUGCAUCACCACUUGUAGAUGCAUGUCGGAAUGCUGGUCUCUUGAUAUUAACUGCAGGAAAAGGAAAUGUUGUGAGGCUCGUACCACCUUUGAUCAUCUCAGAGCAAGAAUUGGAGCGUGCAGCUGAGGUUAUUCGUCAAUGUUUCCGAGUCCUUGAUAAUAAUAAUAGUAACUGAACGUAAGAGAAUUUGGUAAAGAUUAUUCAGUUUAAGUAGUAACAUGAUAAAUUUUUAUGUUAUGUUCCCAUUUGAAAUACUAAACUAGUAGAAGUUUAGAACAAUGAAAAUCCAGAGUGAUGAUCUACUGGUUUUAGUCAAGCUUUCUUUCCUGUUAAACAUCCAGUUUUGUGUAUAUGGCAAGUUUGCUAUUAAAACCAAAAUAAUUUCAAUUUGUACCCUUUUAAGUUGGAGGGUGGCUUUUGGCUAUGUAAUCUGGUUUCAAGGAUCUAUGGUAGGGUUAACUGUGUG
Rubroshorea leprosula is the source of this 1818-nucleotide messenger RNA. The record is from the annotation of a GenBank genome assembly. NCBI's taxonomy places the organism in Eukaryota, Viridiplantae, Streptophyta, Magnoliopsida, Malvales, Dipterocarpaceae.